AUGUCCACAAACAGACCCUUCCUGGCCAACUUCCUGGCCGCCUUUCGAGCCCAAUCAUCCUCCAACUUCAAGGCCUCCUCUUCAUCCACCACCGCCUCUUCCUCCACACAAAACGCGAGAACUAUAGCUACCAAGGCUAGUUCAUCAUCUCCUGGUCCUUCAUCUUCUUCAGCCUCGGGUUCAGCAACAGCAGUCGCCGCCGCCGCCGCCGCAGCGUCCGCAUCCGCUACAGAACGAGGGUCCUCACCGAACACCACCGCCGCAGCAAACCGCUCCUCCUCACCAACAACCGAAUCGUACCCAUCCACCUCUUCACCCAUACCCAUCACAAACGCCAACACCGCCGCCAACACACCCGCAGUCUCAGAGUACCACCAACGCCGUCGCGGAAGCGACAGCUCCAGCGGCUCUGGAGGGGGUAGCGGCGGCGGAGGAUUCCGCGAUGCCCUGGGCCCUGAAAAGUGGUAUAUUGGGGGACGGUCGCCGGGUGGGGAGGAGAGGUUUUAUCGGCUGGGGAUGGUUACGAAGGGGGGUGGGAGAUUGGGGGCUAUGGCUCGGGUGGGGAGCUUUGAUCAGUUGAGUUUGUGA
Messenger RNA from Aspergillus chevalieri, 588 nucleotides. RefSeq lists its product as uncharacterized. The record is from RefSeq and is a predicted model, not a curated record. The transcript has a single exon. Bases 1 to 588 code for a protein of 195 amino acids. NCBI's taxonomy places the organism in Eukaryota, Fungi, Ascomycota, Eurotiomycetes, Eurotiales, Aspergillaceae.